Molecule: messenger RNA, 1899 nt
Organism: Cicer arietinum (chickpea)
Lineage: Eukaryota; Viridiplantae; Streptophyta; Magnoliopsida; Fabales; Fabaceae
Product: 7-hydroxymethyl chlorophyll a reductase, chloroplastic
Biological process (GO): chlorophyll cycle
Cellular component (GO): chloroplast
Molecular function (GO): 7-hydroxymethyl chlorophyll a reductase activity
Source: RefSeq, a predicted model, not a curated record
GUAUGUGUGGAGCAGAAAUAGCCACAUCAGUCUUCUUCAGUUCAGUGCAGUCUAUCACUCAGGUUAACUGAACUAACCACUAAGCAAUGUCUUCCUUCGUUGCCAAACUCUCCUCCCUACCUCUUUCUCUCUCCGUUCGCUCAUCAUCAUCAUCAUCAUCAUCAUCAUCACAAGACUGGAGGAAAAGGUCCAAACCUAUCCCUCCAGGUGGCACCUACCCAGCUAAAGAUCAAUGCAGUCGUUGCGGCUUGUGUGAUACAUAUUAUAUUGCUCAUGUUAAAAAUGCCUGUGCUUUCUUGGGAGAUGGAAUGUCUAGAAUUGAAAAAUUGGAACCCGUUGUUCAUGGCAGAGGGCGAAAAACUGAUACCUUAGAUGAGACUUACUUAGGGGUCUAUGAGGAACUGUUAUAUGCUCGGAAACUUAACCCUGUGGAAGGAGCUCAAUGGACUGGUAUAGUAACAACCAUUGCAAUUGAAAUGCUUAAAUCAGGCAUGGUUGAAGCUGUCAUUUGUGUACAAAGUGAUCCUGAUGACAGAUUUUCUCCCAGACCUGUUUUAGCAAGGACACCAGAAGAAGUGUUGGCUGCUAAAGGUGUCAAGCCAACAUUAUCUCCUAACCUUAAUACCCUUGCACUUGUUGAGGCUGCAGGUGUCAAGCGUCUUCUUUUCUGUGGCGUCGGUUGCCAGGUGCAAGCGUUAAGAUCUGUAGAGCACCACUUGAAUUUGGAUAAGCUCUAUGUUUUAGGCACAAAUUGUGUGGACAAUGGACCUAGGGAAGGACUUGAUAAGUUUCUAAAUGCUGCAAGCGAUUCACCUGAAACAGUACUUCAUUAUGAAUUUAUGCAAGAUUACAAGGUUCACUUGAAGCAUUUGGAUGGUCGUAUUGAAGAGGUUAUUUUUUUCUUUUACUUAUCUGACUUGAAGGCAGUCACGAGUUCGUUUUCGUUUCAAUUUCUUAUCUGCUCCUUCAUUUUAUGUUGCACUAAUUUGUCAGAAUCUCUCUUCUACAGCUGCUUUGACUAUACAAAUGGUUUAGCAGACUUGGUUAUUGGAUAUAUGGGUGUGCCAAAAUAUUCUGGAGUCAGCAUGACACAACAUCCACAAUAUAUUACUGUCAGGAAUGAACGUGGUAGAGAGAUGCUGAGUCUUGUCGAGAAUUUACUAGAGAUUACUCCAACAACUAAUGCGGGAGAUAGACGACCAUUUGUCAUGGAGACUGUUAAGGCUGAUGAUGAAGCUAAAUUCGGAAGAGGUCCUUCUCAGCCUGCCCCAAAAUUUGUUGGAAACUUGCUGGCAUUUAUACUAAAUUUGAUUGGUCCAAAGGGUAUUGAAUUUGCGCGUUAUUCACUUGAUUAUCAUACCAUUCGGAACUAUUUAUACGUAAAUCGAUUAUGGGGAAAGGAAAGGGCUGACAGGCACAUGCCUUCAUAUGCUAAGAAAAUUGUGGAUCUCUACAAUCAAAAUGGUCAAAUCGAAAAGAUGCUCUCCAAAAAGUGACUUGAAAAGGAUUAUAUGUUCCAAAUAUGCAUAGAUGUGACUUCAAAAUAUGCAUUGAGUCUCUAUUUUCAUUUUGCAUUUCACUCAUUGUGAAUAAUCAAGAAGUCAUAACUUAUAUAGUGGAGAAAAGACCACUAUAUAAGCUUGUUCAAUGGACACCAGAUUCAAAGAGUAGUGAUUAGUAGGUUACAUAGCUUAUGAAGAACAGGGAUAGUGUAUUUUGUGAAUAUAUGAAGAUUUGGUUUGCUAUGCAUGUAAAACUGCUUUGUGAGAGUGGUAACAAGUAUAAAAUGCUAGGAGUAAUUUUAUUUUGUUCCUUUUGUGGCAUCAUAUUAAAACACUUGGCUGAACAUUAUCUCUUAGUAAAAUAAAGCCAAAAAUACACCUAUGGUCCUUCUUUUAA